UCGGAAAGAUAAACAAAAAUAUUAUCAGCUGUUUUUCGCCCGCAUGCAAUUUGUACCGGAAUUCAUAAGAAAGAUCGCAAAUUUGUCCGCGAUCAAGCCUCCAGAGAGCUUAGCUCAGAGGUGUUUACACGGUAACUCCUUAAUUUAAAUAAACAUAUCUAAUCGGUGAUCUUAGCAUUAAGUGAUAAUCCGAUUUGAAAAUGGUUUUCGUAAAUUUUGAGAACGACAAAAACCUCCCAUUAAACGAGCUGCACUUGGAUGUGAACGAGGACGGGAUCAAGCGGAAGAUUCCUGCUUUGCAUCAACGAUGGUCCGAAGCCAGGUGCUUUACCAAGUAUGCUUCCUUUCCGAUGAAGGGCGGUCUCGUCGAGGAGGGAGCUACCCUCGAUCAGUGGAUCAGUGAGACGGAGUGGUUCGUCAAGGAUAUUGAGUGGUUGCUGGGACUGGAGCAUUUCCGCUUCUGGUCCACGGUGGUCCACAACAAGGGUGCGGUUGAGUCGGUGGUUUCCUUUUCUCAGGCCGCCAUCCCGUACUACCUGGCCGGGGUCAUCCGAAGCCACGGGCAGGUAUUCCCCCUCUAUUCGGCCGCCCACCGGGCCGUACUGCAGGUCAUCUGCCGACUGAUAACCCCAAUGGAAUCCGAAAGCUGUUGGCUGAGCAAGGAACAUCUCGGAGAUCUACUUUACAAACACUAUUUGCUGUCGGUUCCGUUGAUUUUCGAAUUGCUUCCUGUUUACGGUCGGGAUAAUGGAAAAGUGUUGAAGCAGAUGGUUCAGACAGUUUUCAAACUGCAACCCAAAUAUUUGCAGGACUUGAGGGUUGGAUUGCAGUUUCUGCAAAGUACAUUCAAAACCAUUCAGAAGCAGCUGGAAACGGAUCGGCUGGACGGGGGUCAAAGUUCCUCGUCGGUCAUCAACGACCUGGCCGUCUAUACCCUAGAUUGCUGCACAACCCUAGCGAUGUUGGUGGAGUUCUAUCCGGAGUGUCGAUCGCUCUGUUCGGAACUGGCCAUGGAACAGGCCGUCAGUAACUUCUACGAUAACACCUUGGUGUUGCUGUACAAAAAUGUUCACGCCAUGGACAAUGAGUCCCCGUAUUUGGUGUACCUCAAUGCAGCUAGGAUAGAGCUGUUGGCAGCCUUCCGAGAACUAGUGAGUCUACAGUUGGAACAAGUUUUGGAACAUCCAGGUGAUGGUGGACUAUUUCCAGCUGAUAAGUACCUCUGCGUGCUGACCGAAUGCCUAUCGGAUCCGGUUUUCGUAAAGGAUUAUCAACGACAUUACCCCGUUGAACGGGACUUGGAUAUUUUGAGGCAAGGUUGCCCGGGAGUCGAUACGUUCAAAUUGGACUUCGUACAGAAUGCCUACUGUUUUGGAGGUGGAGAGGAAAAUGGCUCGAUUACUAAUGGACAUUAUAAUGACGAGGAUGAUAACGAUAGUUUCGGAGAAGCUGCUGGAGGAGAGUUUACUCAAGAAACUGUUGCUGAAAGCAAUCUCCAAGAACCGUUGACCGAUGAACAGCAGAUUGAGAUCAACGUUAGAAAAGUUCUGGACGUCCUUCCGCAUCUGGGAGAUGGUUUCGUGCGGAAACUUCUCGGUCGAUACGACGAUGUAGAGCAAGCCAUGGCCGCUGUCCUCGAAGGAAACCUUCCUCCAGACCUCGCCGAAGCAGAUCCCACUGAACCGUACAUUCCUCCGGAAAAGACGGAUAAGUUCUUCAUCGAAACAGGAAUCGAACGCCUAAACAUUUACGACGGUGAUGAACUUGACAUUCUAGUCCACGACAACAUCAAGGGCAUCAUGAAAAAGGGCAAAGGAAUGCCGGGUCAGCCGAAAAACCUCAAAGAGAUGCUAGACGACAAGAGUCACGUACAACAGCUCAAAAACCGAUACCAAGAGUACAGCAACAUUUGCGACGAAUACGACGACGAGUAUGACGAUAGCUUCGACGCCAUGGCCGAUAGUGAAUCGAAGAAGAUCCGACUUAAUAAGGAAAUGCAGAGCGCUCUGGUCGAUGAACUGGACGACGACGAUGAGGACGAAUCGGAACCGGAAGAAGUCGCCGCCGCACCAACCAGAAAGCCGAUGGACUUUUGUGAAAAUCCGGAAGUCGUGCGACAGCGGUACGAACAAAGUCGUCGCAGUAAGUUCCAGGCCAGACAUGGUGGAGGAGGACCCCCACCUUCGGCGCAGGCAGCUUCUUCCUCUUCGGGUGGUAAAGAAAGGGAUGUGGUCGGUAAAGCCAAGGGACAGGGUCAGGAUAAGGAGGUGCUGAUCAAUCGGAAGCAUAAGAACGAGAACAAAUCGAGCCGGGCCAACCAUAAUCGGAAGCAGGGGGCCACCUUUAAAAGGAACAAAGGUAUGAUUCCGUCUUGAAUAUUUUCGUUUCGAAUGACAGGUUUCGAAAUUAAAUUAUCUACAGAAAUUAAA
Molecule: messenger RNA, 2429 nt
Organism: Uranotaenia lowii
Lineage: Eukaryota; Metazoa; Arthropoda; Insecta; Diptera; Culicidae
Product: activating signal cointegrator 1 complex subunit 2
Exons: 5
Coding region: 201-2375 (724 amino acids)
Biological process (GO): regulation of DNA-templated transcription
Molecular function (GO): ubiquitin binding
Source: RefSeq, a predicted model, not a curated record